Messenger RNA from Phymastichus coffea, 1713 nucleotides. RefSeq lists its product as uncharacterized. The record is from RefSeq and is a predicted model, not a curated record. The transcript has 7 exons. The coding region runs from base 125 to 1246 and encodes 373 amino acids. NCBI's taxonomy places the organism in Eukaryota, Metazoa, Arthropoda, Insecta, Hymenoptera, Eulophidae.
GUUCCUUCUACAUUCGCCGUAAGUGCAAAAUGAUUCGUUGCUUGUACGUACGAGCAGCUGUUGCUUGUAAGCAUACGCGUCGUUCGCUUUUAGUUAUCGUUGGCGCAUUCGCAGGGUAAUCACGAUGGGCACAUAUCUCAGUAAAGACUACAACGUAGUUGCGAGUCCACCAGAAUCAAAAGGAGAGACUUGCAAUCAAGAUACUGCGACCGACUUGGAUUUAAUUGGCAAAUGUAAUGAUCACAAUUACAACUAUACUUCGAACAUCAAGAAGGUUAUAGCAAAGCUUGACAGGACGAUUAAUGAACGUUGCAAUACAUUAACCAAAGUACACAUCAAGUACGCUCCAACUGCUCGUAAUAUUUCAUUAAACGAGACUGAAAAUUUACCUUUUAAAUAUAGUGACAAAGUUAUUGACGUAGCUAAACUGUUGAAUCAGCUGCUGAAUGCAAAAGUAGUUUUAGAAAAGCUCGAAGAUCCGCUAGUCAAAUUUCCGGAUAAUCAAGUGGUAAACGUUCGCACCUAUGUUGAUAUUGCCGACGAAAGCGACAUGACACGUAAAACGGAUUGCAAAGAAUACACUCAUCGGUAUUGCGCCAAAUGUAAGAAAACUGUGUUUGCUCGCUUGAAGGAUCCGAGAGUGAACGAUUGCUCUGACUGUCAGGUGCCGAUGACACACUUGUGCAUUAAAUGCAACGCGAAGCACUACAAGAGGUAUGCGUAUUUACAGUUUCAUUGGAAUCGUUGCAAUGGAAAUGAAGCGCCGCCAACUGCUAUCGAUGGGAACGAAUCAAAUAUUAAAGUCACAGAAACGUGUACUAACUCCAAGUUAGUUCUGAACAAGGAUCAGUUCGUCGUGAAGAAACAUCAAAAUGAGAAUUGGCUUGAAAAAUAUGCCCACUAUUGCUCGAAAUGUAAAAUAACAACGAGUGAUGUUCGUCGAUGUAGCAAGUGUAAAAAACAGUUACUUUUUGAAUGCAAAAAGUGUCACAUGCAGUGUGCAACUUUUAGAGGUAUAGUGCAUCACUUGAGAACUCGAUGCUGCCCGAUCAAUCAGUAUCAAUGUACACAUUGUAACUAUGCAGCAUCAAUAUGGAGCGCAAUGUACAAACACUUUCAAUUGACACACGCGAAUGAUCGGCCUCUGUUCAAGUGCAAGUUGUGUCCUCUCAAAACCAAAUACAAUUGGUAUUUGAAGAAACAUUACAUGAGCUCUCAUGCUCGUUCUACUAGACUCGACUACUGAGAUGAAAUACUAAUGCAAUAGUUGCAACUACUCGACGCAUAUUAGGUACAGUGUUCAACGAUAUCAGAACUCGUGUCAUUGAAAGUUUAUAGUUUUUUUAUGUCUUGAGUGUAGUAAAAUUUGAUGAAUGUUUCUACCUGUCAUUUGUUGCCGGAUAAUUAUAUAUUUUUUAAUUUGUGUUUAACUAUUGUUAAAUAAUCUGUAAUAGACUUUAGCGAGGACGUUUAAAUAAGUGUUGUAGUUUUACUUCGUUUCUUUUAAUGUUCGCUGUCACUUAUCAAUUGAAAGUGAAUUAUGAAAGUGAAGUAUGAAUUUAUAAUUCUCUAUUUUAAACAACGUGAAAAUCCAUUUGCCAAGUAAUAUGGAGUUAAAGCAUGAUUAAACCAUGAAUCUCAAUGUUUUAAAAGAUUUAUUAUUUUUUUUAUAACGAAUACAUAAUUCAAAGAAAUUACGAUGCAUUCUUUAUU